UGGAUCCGUUUUCCGAUCGGACAGCUUUCGCGGCGGGACGGAUUCCUUUGACAUUGCUCAGAGGAGGAGGUGGGGACAGUGGCCGAGUUUCCAAAACCUGAAGGUUUAAUUGGGAAGACAAUUAGCCGACAGUACCAGGCUCUCUUGCUGUUGCUGAGACCCGUAGCGGAGUCAUGUAUCGGCGGCCGCUGCAGUCCGCGGUCCGACUCGGCAUCAAUGUCACCACGUCCAGAGCCGCCCUCGGAAAGAUCUCAGAACGGGAAGCUUUAGCCAGGGCGCUGUUGGCAUGCCAGCAAGCCAGAGCUUCUUCCAGCACUACAACACAAUGCCGGAGCCUCCACAACAGUCCCCAGCUCUUUAACGUGAAGGAGACUCCCCAGCACUCGGAGGAUGAGGUGGGAUCCUUCACAAAGCUCAUCGAGGCCAUGGGCUUCACCGGACCCCUGAAAUACAACAAAUGGAAAAUCAAGAUUGCUGCCUUGCGCAUGUACACCUGCUGUGUAGAAAGAAUAAAUUACGACGACUUCUUUGAAAGGUGCACGCUUCCAGACACGCUCAACUCGUGGUUCUUGAUAGCCCAGCUGCACGUAUGGAUGUGUCUGGUGCGGAUGCGUCAGGAGGGGCGCGAGGGGAAGUAUAUGUGCCGCUACAUCGUCCACUCCAUGUGGGAGGACGUGGAGCAGAGGUGCAAGAUCAUGGGGAUUGAUGCUUCUCACAGGAAGGAGAGUUUGAAGUCAAUGACGGAGACUUUCUAUGCUGCCAUAUUUGGAUACGAUGAGGGCAUCCUGUCUGACGACAGAGUGCUGGCUGCAGCCCUGUGGAGGAACCUGUUCAACAGAGAGUGUGAGGACCCCCGACAGCUGGAGCUCAUGUUGGAGUACGUCCGCAAACAGAUGCAGUACAUCGACUCCCUGGACGCGGAGGACCUGCUGCUGACCGGGGAGGUGAAAUGGCGCCCCAUGCUGGAGGAGAACGCGCAGAGCAUCCUCAAGGUGGCCACGCCCACCUACAACGACGCCGGCCUCUGAGGCCCCGCCCACUCCUCUCUCUCCUCUGCAUCUCCCAACAUGUUUCUUCUUUGUUUUUUUUCUUUUCCCCCCCCCCUCUAGUUGCAUUGUAGACAAUCGCCAUGGAGAUCUGAGGAUACUGUAGUCCUAACCUUCAAUUGUGUUCCCCCCCCGCCCCCUCCUCCUAUCGGGAGGUGAGAGAGGAGUUUUGUUUAUUUUCUUUAAUCCUCCUCCUUUCCUCACUCCAUCCUUCUAGAGUGAGACACUCAAAGGGACAUCUCCCCCCUCCUUUCUUUAUCUUCUCCAUCGCAGGCCUAUCCCAGGUCCAUAACCCCCCCCCCCCACUCAGCUCGGAGAGAAAAAUCUCAGGCACUCUCUCUCGCUCUCUCUCUCUCUCUCCAGACUCUCACCCAGUGACCUUUGCCCUCCCCACCAAAAACAUCCCUUUGGCCCCACCAGGCAAAACACGCAGACCCCCCCCCCCCGGCGCGGUUUCCUGUGAGUUCAGAGAGCUCUUCCUGUUUACAAUAGUACCACUUCCUGUCUAUGGAGGAAAUAAGAACGGAUAGACACACACCAAGGAAAGACCUCAAACUGCUUCUGUGUAUUUAUAACGCUCACAUUCUCACCUGAUGCAUGUCCACAUAAUUUAUAUAUUUUUACCAUUUGUACGUACUUCUCAUCUUACUGCUAGAACUUUACAUUGAAUCACAUUCUCAAGACUUGCAGAGACGACAAACCUCAUUGGGCCCGGACGCAAUAAUAGAGAUUUCAAUCAGCAAAAGCUGUUUUUAGGUUCAGGGGUCGUCUUUGUCGCGUCAGAGAGCUCAUGUUCCUCAUCUCCGCUCCUUCUCUUCGUGUGUGUGUGUCUCUCUCUCUCUCUCUCCCCCUCUCCAUCACCUGUUCCUUGCGCCUUCUCUCUGAACUGUACAGGAAAGCUUUUAGCCGACCGUUCCCCACAGACCAUGUUUAACAAUGAGGUUCUCCUUGUUUUAAAAAAACACUUAAUAAAAAUGUUUCUCCAGACGA
Gadus morhua (Atlantic cod) is the source of this 2036-nucleotide messenger RNA. It is a transcript of the gene uqcc1, whose product is annotated as ubiquinol-cytochrome c reductase complex assembly factor 1. The transcript is spliced from 9 exons. NCBI's taxonomy places the organism in Eukaryota, Metazoa, Chordata, Actinopteri, Gadiformes, Gadidae. Gene Ontology annotation, biological process: mitochondrial respiratory chain complex III assembly. The record is from RefSeq and is a predicted model, not a curated record. The coding region runs from base 174 to 1028 and encodes 284 amino acids. Gene Ontology annotation, cellular component: mitochondrion.